This is a messenger RNA of Seriola dumerili (greater amberjack), 2218 nucleotides long. It is a transcript of the gene mmp21, whose product is annotated as matrix metallopeptidase 21. The record is from RefSeq and is a predicted model, not a curated record. Gene Ontology annotation, biological process: proteolysis; collagen catabolic process; extracellular matrix organization. The transcript has 8 exons. Gene Ontology annotation, molecular function: metalloendopeptidase activity; zinc ion binding. Gene Ontology annotation, cellular component: extracellular matrix. Bases 1 to 2049 code for a protein of 682 amino acids. Lineage: Eukaryota; Metazoa; Chordata; Actinopteri; Carangiformes; Carangidae.
AUGCUGACUUCUAUCCAGCUGAUAGUUUUGCUUUUUUGGACCAACAUUAGCUCAGCUGAUGCAGAGAAACUUUUUCACAAUCGCGAUCAUUCUGAUGUGCGAACCCUUAAUUCUCACCAGGCUGAGGUUAUAACAGACAAAUAUGGAUUCAUGAAGCCAGUGAACUGGGAGGAGAUCCGAUUUGAAGAUUCACACACCAGCUUCAGUGGCGACUUCCUCGAUGAUCUUCAAGCCACGAUUCAGGAGGGGACCUCGGUGCCUCAUUCAAGGGAUGCUCCUCAAGAUGACUACAAGAUACCAACUGAGAGCGAAGCUUUUGCUUCAGCACUUAAAGAGUUUCAGAAGGUAUCAGGCCUGCCUGUCACAGGUGUGUUUGAUGAGGCCACCAAGGUGGCAAUGAACAAACCAAGGUGUGGGGUACCUGACAAGGAGAUUGACCUGAAUACGGCUGUAGCAGCUGAGAACAGUAGUGCCUCAGAUAUUGAAAACAGCCCUGGUGACACUUACGAGACUGAUAGUAACAACACAGCGACUAAUAUAAUCAGCGACACUGCUUUUGGUGCUGCGAACUCCUCUGAAGAUGACAUAUUCAAUUUUAAUGACACAGAAAGUGUCCUCACAGGCAUUUCCAAUGACACCAGCAUGAAUUACACAGAAGAAUUUAACUCUUUUGAUGUCACCUCUCUAAACAGCUCACAUGAUAUCAUCAUGGACAGUCAGAAGGUAAAUAUCAGUGCGAACCUACAACAGAGCAAAGAGGUGCGGCGCAGGAAACGUCACCUUGCUGCUCUUGUAUCCAAAAGCAGGCGCAAGAGAGAUUUGGGUGAGACCGGCUACAUGGCCUUUUCUAAGAAAGUGCUGAAAUGGAGACUUAUAGGAGAAGGCUACAGCAGUCAGCUGACUGUGGAAGAGCAGAGGUACAUCUUCAGACUGGCCUUCCGGAUGUGGAGCGAGGUGUCUCCGCUGGAGUUUGUGGAGGACACUCGUUCCCCGCUGGAGGACAUCGACAUCAGGCUGGGCUUUGGUACAGGAAGACAUCUUGGAUGCAAUCAGAGGUUUGAUGGCACUGGUCAAGAGUUUGCCCACGCCUGGUUCCUGGGUGAUAUACACUUUGAUGAUGAUGAACAUUUCACUGCUCCCAAUGCAGGCAGUGGGAUCAGUCUUCUCAAAGUGGCGGUUCAUGAGAUCGGACACGUCUUGGGUCUCCCCCACAUAUACAGACCUGGAUCUAUAAUGCAGCCCAGCUAUCUGCCACAUGAGUCUGUCUUUGAGAUGGACUGGAUGGACAGGAAAGCCAUACAGCACCUCUAUGGGGGCUGUAAGGGUCGGUUCAACACAGUGUUCGAUUGGAUCAGAAGGGAGAAGACGCCCUACGGGGAGGUGGUCAUCCGCUUUAACACCUAUUUCAUGAGAGACGGCUGGUAUUGGCUGUAUGAGAACAGAAAUAACCGGACACGCUAUGGUGAUCCAGUUGCACUGCAGAUCGGCUGGCGUGGAGUUCCCCUGGACGGAGUGGAUGCCUGUGUGCAUGUGUGGUCCAGAAAAAGAGAUGCUGUUUACUUCUUCAGAGGUACUCAGUUCUGGAGGUAUGACAGCGAGAAUGACGGGGUAUUCACGCAGGACCCGGAAGGUCACCGCUAUCCGAGGUUGAUCUCUGAAGGUUUCCCAGGGGUGCCCAGUCCUAUCGACACGGCCUUUUAUGACAGGAGGGACUCCCACAUCUACUUCUUCAAAAACAGGCUUGUGUAUGCAUUCGACGUUGAAGCCAACAGCUUGGCAAGAGGCUUCCCCAAAAACAUCAGAGAUGUUUUCCCUCCGGUGGUGAGCGGAGACCAUCCAGAUGGCAACAUUGAUGCUGCCUACUUCUCCUACACCCACAAUGCCAUCUUUCUACUCAAGGGCGCGCGCUUCUGGCAGGUGGUGGGCAGCCGCGAUCGCUGGCGCUGGCUCUUUCUGCCACGGAAUGGCCUGCUGCCACACAAGGAGGUGGAUCAGCACUGGUUCGACAUCUGCAACGUUCAUCCCACCGCACUCAAACUAACCCGCUGAGGGCGUUGAAGCGGAGAUGUGAUAAGCCCUACUGGCGUGUUUCUACUGAUUUUACCUGUCGUUUAACAGUGCUGCUAUUGAAGCUCCCUUCCCCACACCGCGGGCCUCUUUGGAUGCGACUAGGAUAAAUGAGAUCAGUCAUGCUGAUAGAGCCCGUGCUGCAGCAGCC